Messenger RNA from Somion occarium, 2890 nucleotides. Lineage: Eukaryota; Fungi; Basidiomycota; Agaricomycetes; Polyporales; Cerrenaceae. The record is from the annotation of a GenBank genome assembly.
UCAUCAACAGUGAGUUGCUCGCAUCUGACGCAAAUGAUUUCGGUGUUCUCUGCGGAAUUACCGCCUUAGGAAGGUUUUGUAUCGCCGUCCACGUGUCUCUCGAACCAUCAAAGCGGUCGUCCGACUAGUCCCUGGAGCCCAUGCAGUUCUUCAACAAACUCCCAGCACCUAUCCGGCGGCACAUGUAGUGCUCUAUUCUCGCAUGCGCAGCGAGGGAAACCGAGUAUCGAUUUGCGCGAUAUUCAGCCAAACCGGUCUCCGUAUCUCCGCAAUGUGCUCUGGUGUACAUCACGAACAGGCGGUCUCAUCGACGUAAGACAGUGCGCCAAGAAUAUUCAUCAAACCGAUUGCUAUUCUCUGCCGUACGUUUCAUGGCCCGUUGGUACUUCCCAAGUAGAAGCCUGAUGCGACGCCUCAAAGACAUGUGGUCGUCCAAGCCGUCGGGACGUCCUUUGUUAGUCUUCCCAUAGUAUAAAAUAUCCGGCAUGGAAACACGAUAGCGUUGCGCACUCCUGGAUUGAUUUGCGCUCUGGAGGGUCUGGUGAGGAUGCUGUCCUUCGUCUCCUUCGUCUCCUUCGUCCUCGCAGGCAUACUCGCUGCCAGCGCUUCGGCAAGUGAAGGUGAACUUGCACUUCGGGCAAUCGACCCUUGUGCUGCGAUUGCGGGGCAGAAAUGGGUCUCUCCCAGGGAUGUCCGAGCGUGCUUUACGUCGUUCAAGGUUGACCCCGAUAUCAAAGCCAAUAUCAUAGAGGUAGUCAACAAAACACUAGCCUUCCACACCUCUGUCAAUUACCAGAAAUUGGCUCCAGAACCGUUCACUGCCGAUGUACACGAGGACCUGCUCUUUGAUUUGGCUCGUAUCAGCCAUCAGAGUUACCCCUCUGAUUUUGACUUGCACAUCGACAUGUCACGGACGCUCAAGAGGCUUAAUGACGGUCAUUGCGUCUACAUCAACGACUGCUACGAUUCUGUGUUCUUGACUUUCCUGCCAGUACCGUUGGUGCUGCUUACCGACGCCCGUGGUGCUCAAGACGUACACAUUGCACCUGAAGCUUUUACCGUGGCGUCCGCAGAGUUCGCAGACGAACUUGACGUCUGGCAGAACGCGCUGCCUGGAAGCCUCAAAGGGAAACUUAGCUCGCUCUCUGGUGCAAAGGUCCUCUUGAUCAACGGUGCAGACCCAUUUGUUGCAGUCAACGCGAAUGCUUUGAUCACUGGUUCGUUCCAAGGCUUCGGAACCCGACAAAACUCCUUCUUCUCAAGCUAUAACCGUGCUUCUACGGGUUGGAACUACAUCAUGGGCAACUUCGCACAGAUGUCCCUACCCCUUGCGGAUUCAGCAACUCUGACUAUUCAACGUAUCAAUGCGACAAGGCCUGAAACCAUCACACUCCCUUACCGUUCGCGGAAGAACGCUGCAACUUCCUGGACGGAUUCAGCUUCUUUCCGAGCCAACAACUGUGUAGCAACCGCUUCCACAAAUGGCGUCGAUGCUUAUGCUGACACAGCCAAACGUGCUGACAACCCAUCUGCUCCUGCACUCAUUAGCCCUGCAGCGGCCAAGUUCGAGCAACAACCUCCUAUCUCCCUUGUGGAUCGCCGGCGACAUGCUCUGAACGUCAUUCUUGAUAGCACUCCUUUGCAGGAUGUAGUCCUUCCCCCAGUUUUAACCCCUCAAGGGGAGGUACCUGGUGGAAACGGUGUUGCACAGUUCUUCCUGUUGGAUGAUGGGAAGACCGGCGUUUUAGCGCUAGGAAGUUUCUCCGCCAACUCAUUCGACGGACUCGAGCGAGCUAUGUUAACUGGUUUGGUCAAUUUGAAGGCUGCUGGUGCAUCUCAGUUGAUCGUCGAUGUGUCCAACAACGGCGGCGGCUUCAUCUGCCUUGCUCACUGGCUCCACCGAAUCAUCGCAGGCCCUAAGAAGACUACGGUCCCUCAAGCCGGUUUGGAUACCACGACACGCGCAGGGCCUCUUGCUCAGCUCAUUGUAAAGACUAUUAUUGCGGACCCCACUGGUGUUGACCCCGCUGAUUUCCUCCUCUAUAAUCCACUCAACUGGGCAUUCCCUAACAAAACCGGUGGUUUGACAUUUUUCGGCCCCACCGACGAUUGGCUGGAACCUCUCCAACGGAAAGUCAUCAAUGGUCGACAAGAUGCAUUUGCCCCUAGAAUGGCUGAUAUCUGUCAACCGUUCGACAUGGAACCUCCAGCGGAGCAGCUGUUUGAUCCGAAAAAGACGGUCAUCGUCAGUAAUGGGAGAUGUGCUUCCUCGUGCUCGUUAUUCAGUAUCACGAUGGCCAAAGAGGAAGGUGCAAAGACAGUCGUUCUCGGAGGUAAGAAAGGCGUUCAGCAGCAAUACUGUGGAACCGUUGGAGGCCAGUCUACCGAUUUCUCCACUAUUGACACCGAGGUCAAGACGACGCAUCUGAAGAACAAUACGCUUGCUCCUCCAGACUUCAAAACUAACAGUGUGCAGGGUAUCACAUGGCGACUUGGAUUUGGUAUCCAGGAUCCCUCUCAACCUGAAGAAUGGCAGGACCAUCCCGCAGACGUGAACUUAGCUCUCACGGCGGAUAUUGUUAACAAUCCUAAGGCGAUCUGGACUACGAUAGCGAACACACUUUUGUGACCAUUAGGUCAGGUCUCAGAUGUCAUCAAUUUAUCCUGUGUUUUUUUCUUUGUGUACUCAUCAGCGAGUUAAUGAGUGGCCAUUUAAUACAUCAGUAUGUAGUCUGUAUUGACUUCCUGCUUCUAACAUACAUGCAGUGAGAUCUACAAAUGCAGAACACCUUCUUAAGCCUAAGCUAGGUCAAUAUUUUAGAAGUUGCAUGCCUAUCUAAUUUACACACAACUGAUGGGAGCAGCAACAUGUGCCAUCUUGAACCACAGU